AUGACGGACGCACCUGCCGCGGGUGAGACCCCCAACCUGCUGCCUGACCCCGUGACCGGUGAGAUGGUGAGCAAGAGCGAACUGAAACGCCGCCAGAAGCAGCGCCAAAAGGACGCCGAGAAGGCGGAAAAGGCCAAGAGUGCGCCUGCGCCUGCCAAGAAGGCUGGCGACGACCUGGCUGCCGAGGAGGCACUCACGCCGAACCAGUACUAUGAGAUGCGCAUGCGUGCCAUCCAGAAGCUGCGCGAGACGCGCAACCCCGACCCGUACCCCCACAAGUUCCAUGUCUCCUCGAGCCUGACCGACUUUAUUGCGCGCUACGCGGACAAGAUCGAGGCGGGUGGCCAGCUGCCUGACGAGGUGUCGCUCGCCGGCCGCCUGCACAACAUGCGCUCCUCCGGCCAGAAGCUUCGCUUCUACGACCUGCACGGCGAGGGUGUCAGGGUGCAGAUCAUGGCGCAGCUCCAGGACCACACCGACGGCGACUUCCUUGCCGCGCACGACCUGCUGCGCCGCGGCGACGUGGUCGGUGUCAGGGGUUUCCCGGCCAAGACCAAGAAGGGCGAGCUGUCGAUCGUGCCCCGCUCGAUCCAGCUCCUCUCGCCGAACCUCAAGAUGCUGCCCAAGGCCGCGGUGAACGACCGCGGUGGAUUCACCGACCAGGAGCAGCGCUACCGCAAGCGCUACCUCGACCUGAUCAUGAACCCCCACGUGCGCGACAUCUUUGUGACGCGCGCCAAGACCAUCCAGUACGUGCGCCGCUACCUGGACCAGCUCGGUUUCCUCGAGGUCGAGACGCCGAUGAUGAACCAGAUCGCGGGUGGUGCGAGCGCCAAGCCGUUUGUGACGCACCACAACGACCUCAAGAUGGACCUGUUUAUGCGUAUUGCGCCCGAGCUCUACCUCAAGGAGCUCGUGGUGGGUGGCCUGGACCGUGUGUACGAGGUGGGCCGUGUGUUCCGUAACGAGUCGAUCGACCAGACGCACAACCCCGAAUUCACCACGUGUGAGUUCUACAUGGCCUACGCGGACAUGUACGACCUGAUGGACAUCACCGAGAGCAUGGUCUCGGGCCUGGUCAAGGCCGUGACCGGCAGCUACAAGGUCAAGUACCACCCCGACGGCAAGGAGGACCCCAACGGCCGCGAGUACGAGAUCGACUUCUCGACGCCGUGGAAGCGCUUCGACAUGAUCAAGGAGCUCGAGAAGCAGCUCAACGUGACCUUCCCGCCGGGCGACCAGCUGCACACGGAAGAGACGCGCGUGUGGCUCAGCGACCUCUGCGAAAAGAACAAUGUCGAGUGCAGCGCGCCGCGCACCUCGAACCGCCUCAUCGACAAGCUGGUCGGCGAGUACAUCGAGUCGCAGUGCAUCAACCCCUCGUUCAUCGUCGGCCACCCGCAGAUCAUGUCGCCGCUCGCCAAGCGCCACCGCGACAUCCCGGGCCUGUGCGAGCGCUUCGAGGCGUUCGUCGCGACCAAGGAGAUCGCCAACGCAUACACCGAGCUGAACGACCCGUGGGUCCAGCGCGAAAACUUUGAGGAGCAGGCCCGCCAGAAGGACGCGGGCGACGACGAGGCGCAGGGCGUCGACCACGUCUUCCUCGACGCGCUCGAGCACGGCCUGCCCCCGACGGGCGGCUGGGGUAUGGGCAUCGACCGCCUGGUCAUGUUCCUCACCGACUCGCACACCAUCAAGGAGGUGCUGGCGUUCCCUGCGAACCGCCCCGAGUAG
Messenger RNA from Malassezia japonica, 1734 nucleotides. RefSeq names its product lysine--tRNA ligase (gene KRS1). The record is from RefSeq and is a predicted model, not a curated record. Gene Ontology annotation, molecular function: lysine-tRNA ligase activity; ATP binding; tRNA binding. Bases 1 to 1734 code for a protein of 577 amino acids. The transcript has a single exon. Lineage: Eukaryota; Fungi; Basidiomycota; Malasseziomycetes; Malasseziales; Malasseziaceae. Gene Ontology annotation, biological process: lysyl-tRNA aminoacylation. Gene Ontology annotation, cellular component: cytoplasm; cytosol.